Rangifer tarandus platyrhynchus (Svalbard reindeer) is the source of this 579-nucleotide messenger RNA. NCBI's taxonomy places the organism in Eukaryota, Metazoa, Chordata, Mammalia, Artiodactyla, Cervidae. The record is from the annotation of a GenBank genome assembly.
AUGCAGGCCAUCAAGUGUGUGGUGGUGGGAGACGGAGCUGUGGGUAAGACUUGCCUCCUGAUCAGUUACACUACCAAUGCAUUUCCUGGAGAAUACAUCCCCACUGUCUUUGACAACUACUCUGCCAAUGUCAUGGUGGAUGGAAAACCCGUGAAUCUGGGCUUGUGGGACACAGCCGGACAAGAAGAUUAUGACCGAUUACGCCCCCUGUCCUACCCGCAGACAGAUGUAUUCUUAAUUUGCUUUUCUCUUGUGAGUCCUGCAUCAUUUGAAAAUGUUCGUGCAAAGUGGUACCCUGAAGUGCGACACCACUGUCCCAACACACCCAUCAUCCUGGUGGGGACGAAGCUUGACCUGAGGGACGACAAAGACACGAUCGAGAAGCUGAAGGAGAAGAAGCUGACGCCCAUCACCUACCCGCAGGGCUUGGCCAUGGCCAAGGAGAUCGGUGCCGUCAAAUACCUGGAGUGCUCGGCGCUCACGCAGCGAGGCCUCAAGACAGUGUUUGAUGAAGCAAUCCGGGCGGUUCUCUGCCCGCCCCCCGUCAAGAAGAGGAAGAGAAAGUGCCUGCUCUUGUGA